Messenger RNA from Oncorhynchus gorbuscha (pink salmon), 3234 nucleotides. Its product is annotated as zinc finger protein 239-like. Gene Ontology annotation, biological process: regulation of transcription by RNA polymerase II. The coding region runs from base 221 to 1402 and encodes 393 amino acids. The transcript has 2 exons. The record is from RefSeq and is a predicted model, not a curated record. Lineage: Eukaryota; Metazoa; Chordata; Actinopteri; Salmoniformes; Salmonidae. Gene Ontology annotation, cellular component: transcription regulator complex; PcG protein complex. Gene Ontology annotation, molecular function: RNA polymerase II cis-regulatory region sequence-specific DNA binding; DNA-binding transcription factor activity, RNA polymerase II-specific.
UCAGACACCUAGGUAGCUUUUUAGCAAACAUAGCUACAACAUUCACACUCUUUACACUGUUUUUGGUGUAUAUUAGUCGCUGUGUAUUAAACACACUUCUGUCGUAUGCACUUUUUGGCCCAUUUCAUUAUAUAUUUACGUUGUUUGUCAGCUAGCUGGUUUGCUAAAUUAGCUUAGAACUAGGAUAGUCGCUAAUGAUAGCUAGCUAACAUCCCCGACCAUGAGUUCACUAAGCUUCUGUCCUGAUAAAGAAGAGGAGGUCUGCUGGACGGAGGAAGAAGCUCUCGUCAAAGAGGAGGAGGAAGAGGAGGCUGUUACAAUACAAAAACAAGUAGAGGGUGAGGCUGUUACAGUGAAAGAAGAAGAGAAAGACGUUUCAGUGAAAGAAGAAGACUCGUUCAGAGUGAAAGAGGAGGAGGAUGUUACAGUAAAAGAAGAGGAUGCAGUUUUUGUAGUGAAAGAGGAGGGGAAGAUGACUGUCACAUUGAAGGAAGAAGAGGAAGUUGAAGAUGAGUUUAACACCAGAGAGAGAAGUGACUAUCGAGGAUCUUCUGGGGAGCCUCAACAACCUCAUGAUGCUGACGAGGCAAAGAAAAGUCUCUCCAGAUCAAAACACCUCAAGAAACACCAGCAGAGACCCACAAGGAAGAAAACUCAUCGCUGCUCUGACUGUGGGGAGAGUUUUGUUUCUUCAGGACAUUUAAAAUCACACCAGAGAACACACAUGGGAGUAAAACCUUAUAGCUGUGCUCAAUGUGGGAAGAGAUGCACUCAGUCAACAGACCUUAAAAAACAUGAGAGAAUACAUACAGGAGAGAAACCUUAUAGCUGCUCUGACUGUGGAAAGAGUUUUGUUUUUUCAGGGCAGUUAAAAUCGCACCAGAGAACACACACUGGAGAGAAACCUUAUAGCUGUGCUCAAUGUGGGAAAAGAUUCACUCAGUCAACAGACCUUAAAAAACAUGAGAGAAUACAUACAGGAGAGAAAUCUUAUAGCUGCUCUGACUGUGGACAGAGUUUUGCUUAUUCAGGACAGUUAAGAUUACACCAGAGAGCACACACGGGAGAGAAUCCUUAUAGGUGCGCUCAAUGUGGAAGGAGUUUUACUCAGUCAAGCAGCUUGAUAGUACACCAGAGAACACACACCGGGGAGAAACCUCAUAGCUGUGAUCAAUGUGGGAAGCGUUUUGUUACAUCUAGCACUCUGACUACACACCAGAGAACACACACGGGAGAGAAACCUUAUAGCUGUAAUCAAUGUGGGAAGAGUUUUUCUCAGCCAAACGGCCUGAUAGUUCACCAACGAGUACACACAGGAGAGAAACCUCAUAGCUGUGAUCAAUGUGACAAGAGAUACUCUGAUAAAAGAUCUCUGAUCAAACAUGGGAAAAUACAUACAUGAAGGAGUUGUUUCAUGAUAUCAAUGAAUUAAUGUCACAUAUGUAGAAUGUAAAUUUAAAUGCAUCACUCCCAGAUGUAGCUGACUGUCUUCUGCAGGUUGUCCUCUAAUCAGUGAGGUAGAAUAUAUCUCUCAUUUCCAUGUUUUUUAAAAGUUGUGUUAGUUUCAAUAGCACAUACAACCGGAUUUCCCCCCUAAUUGAUAUCAGUGAUUUAUUGUGACUUAUGCAGCCAACUGACAAUUUUUUGGUACAAUUAUAUUAACAUUGUUGCCCUGACUUUAGAAUAUCAGGUUCAUGUAUCAGGUUCAUUCUUAGACGUGCCAACCCAAAUGUACAAGAGCAUGACAUUGGGGACUGGGCCCCGAUCCAACAACAUGUCUAUCGAGUGAACCCUGAAAAGAGAGAGAAGCUCUGCAGUUAGGUGGAAAGUUACUGCGGAUAUUGCAGGAGUUUCCUCUUGAAAUCAUACAUGUUCGUGGUAAGGACAACUCGAUUGCUGAUCGUCUCAAGGGUGGGCAGUCAAAAAUAUUUGUAUUUUAUGUUCCAAGGGGACAAGAUUUCUGGAAGCUAGUGGUGAAAAAAUUAUAGUUUUUUCUUGUUUUUAAUUGUUGGCAGCCAGUAGACACCAUGUUUAUAUUGAUGAAGCAUUGUUGUUGAUUUGUGAAAUGGAAGUUGUUUUCUGUUGGUGGUGAGCAAACUUGUCCAACAGAAAUAUAGGAUAUAUUUGUUCUCUUAAAUUGUUCUCUUUUUCCAUUUAUGUUUUGAGGUUGGACGUCAGUACGUAGGAAUGGGGGAUACAUAGUCUGUUGUACAACUGAAAUGUGUCUUCGGUGCACUGAUUGGUGUCACCUUGUUAGUCAGUAUUACCUUGUUAGUCAGUGUUACACCUGUGCUGGCUUGUCCACCUCUUUAGUGGGAAGGUGUUUCACCUGAGCUGGUCCAGGUUCUAUUUAAGAGUGUCUGGCCCAGUGCUCCAGUUGUCUUGAUAGAUGUGGAGAGUCAACACCUUUAGUUGCUCCACCUUUUUCUAUUAAAGAUGUUUUUAAUUUCAGGUUGAAGCUUCUUUCUGAAGAGAGCUUAUUUUUUUUAAAUGAAUCAAUACAAGCAAACAAGAUCGUUUCCGGGGAUUGGUAUGGCAAAUACCUUACGAUUUGCCUGGACUGAAAAGGAGAUGGAGCCGUGGAGUAGAGACAUUUGGAAGGACCAUUUUGAUGGGAUGCCUCAGGAUAGAGGUGAAGGAAGUGCUCUGCCUUCAAGGGAACCCGAAUGAGAAGGCUUUCGAUGUGACGUUUCACAAAGAAGAAAAACAUGACGAAGUAAUGAAGAUGGCAAAGGAAGCGGAGAAAACGGGACCCCUGUGCCAUUAUGCGGUGACCAGCCUGGCGAAGAACAACGUCAGGGUGGUCACCGUAACCAUGUACAAUCCGCAUGUGAAAGAUGAAGAGGUGAGGGCCUUUCUGGGGAGGUACAUGGACAAUGUCUCCUCAGCGAGGUACCUCAGGGACUCUCUGGGUUUCUGGAACGGAAAGAGAGGUUUCCAGGCGUUACUCAGGGAGUCCCCGAAGAGUGUGGAUGGCUACCUCCAUCCUCCGGCGAUGUUCUCCCUGGGGGCUGACAGGGGAACACUAUACUAUGCACGUCAGCCCCCGUUCUGCAGGCGUUGUAUGGCCUAUGGCCAUAUCCUGGACUCGUGCAGCGCCAAGAGGUGUCGAUUUUGUGGGUCGGAAGAGCACGAGGCCAAAGAAUGUGACGAGCCCAAGGCUUGCCACGGGUGUGGCUCAAGAGCACACCUGUGGCGUGAAUUCCCGGCUCGUCACAGGUCAUAUGCGUCUGC